This is a messenger RNA of Ceratotherium simum simum (southern white rhinoceros), 2531 nucleotides long. NCBI's taxonomy places the organism in Eukaryota, Metazoa, Chordata, Mammalia, Perissodactyla, Rhinocerotidae. The record is from RefSeq and is a predicted model, not a curated record.
AUUUUUAGUUAUUACUAAUAGUGCUGCUGUGAGCCUUCUAACAUGGAGCAUUUUAGAAAACACCUGCAUGCAUUUCUCUUAGGUAUCCCUAGAAACUGCCCAACAGUUUUCUAAAGUGGUUGUCCUGGUGUACACUCCCUCUGGCGGUGUUUGAGAGUUCUGGUUGCUCUACAUACUCACCAACACUAGGCAUUGUCUAGACUCAUUUUCCAUGGCUGUACGCUCCAGGUCUCAAUGAGGAGCCUAAACAUGGAGACGUUCAAGCAGCAGAAAGUGGAGGACUUUUACGACAUCGGAGAGGAGCUGGGGAGCGGCCAGUUUGCCAUCGUGAAGAAAUGCCGAGAGAAGAGCACGGGGCUGGAGUACGCAGCCAAGUUCAUCAAGAAGCGGCAGAGCCGGGCCAGCCGGCGGGGCGUGUGCCGGGAGGAGAUUGAGCGGGAGGUGAGCAUCCUGCGGCAGGUGCUGCACCCCAACGUCAUCACACUGCACGACGUCUUCGAGAACCGCACGGAUGUGGUGCUCAUCCUUGAGCUAGUGUCCGGCGGGGAGCUCUUCGACUUCCUGGCACAGAAGGAGUCGCUGAGUGAGGAGGAGGCCACCAGCUUCAUUAAGCAGAUCCUGGAUGGGGUGAACUACCUUCACGCCAAGAAAAUUGCUCACUUCGAUCUCAAGCCAGAAAACAUUAUGUUGUUAGACAAGAAUAUUCCCAUUCCACACAUCAAGCUGAUUGACUUUGGCCUGGCUCAUGAAAUAGAAGAUGGAGUAGAAUUUAAGAACAUUUUUGGGACACCAGAAUUUGUUGCUCCAGAAAUUGUGAACUACGAGCCCCUGGGACUGGAGGCUGACAUGUGGAGCAUAGGUGUCAUCACCUACAUACUCCUAAGUGGAGCGUCCCCUUUCCUGGGAGACACGAAGCAGGAAACGCUGGCAAAUAUCACAGCAGUGAGUUAUGACUUUGAUGAGGAAUUCUUCAGCCAGACCAGCGAGCUGGCCAAGGACUUCAUUCGGAAGCUUCUAGUUAAAGAGACCCGGAAACGGCUCACAAUCGAAGAGGCUCUCAGACACCCCUGGAUCAUGUCCAAAGGAGAAGUCAGAACCCCAGAACAGUGGAAGACAGAGCCUGCCCAGCUGAAGACCAAGCGCCUGAGGGAGUACACCCUCAAAUGCCACUCAAGCAUGCCCCCCAACAACACCUACGUCAACUUCGAGCGUUUUGCUCGCGUGGUAGAGGACGUGGCUCAGGUGGACCAGGGAUGCCGUGCCCUGGCAGAGGCCCAUGAUACCAUCCAGGACGAUGUGGAGACCCUGGUCUCUAUCUACAAUGAGAAGGAGGCUUGGUACCGAGAGGAGAGUGAGAGUGCCCGGCAAGACCUGUCCCAGCUCAGGUAUGAGUUCCGCAAAGUGGAGUCCUUGAAGAAGCUCCUUCGAGAAGACAUCCGGGCCACAGCGUCCAGCCUCGGGAGCUUGGCCAGGAAAUUGGACCAUCUGCAGGCGCAGUUUGAGGCUCUGAGGCAAGAGCUCUCGGCAGACCUACAGUGGAUCCAGGAACUGAUGGGCAGCUUCCAGUUGGAGAGCGGGAGCACAGAUAGCAUGGGCUCCAUGUUCCACCAGGACACCACUGAGUCUCUAGUGGAGCUGUUCAACAGAUCCUGCAGCGAGGAAUUCUUGGCCGGCUUGAAGCUCUGAGCACCAGAAUCCAGACAGUAAUGCCGCCUGGGUGGUUUGCAGAAGCAUGUUCCCAACUGCCGUGCCGGGGCAUCAGCUAGAAUUAUCCGGCAGGGGUGUGUGUCUGUAGCAUAGCUUUCCACCCCCUUCACAGAAUCCAGAAUCACAGGGUGUUAGCUAAUUAUUCAUCCUGCACCUCCUCUCACCAACCUGGUUUUCUGGGAGAGUGCUGGCAGAGCAGCCAAGCUGUUAAAACCAUUGAGAAUGAAUACCCCUCAGUGUACCCUUCUCCAGAUGGAAGAUGGCUGGCCCUGGGGAGACGCUUGAUCACUGAUUUGUGCUAAUGGAUUUGUUCACAUCUCACUCCCCACCUACAUGCCUUACGGCUUGCAAGUCUUGGGUAAUAUUCGAGUUAACUAGGGAUAACAGUAAGUCAGCUUGCUGCUUUCCUGCUGCAGAAGCAGGUAUUUAAAACACACAGAGAAAAUAUUACCUUUCUUUUGCACUGACUUUUCCCUUACGAAGCACUUAUGUCUUUGACCUCAUAUGAUCCUUAAAUGAACUCAGAGAGGAAGGUGGGUGGUAUUAUUAUUGUUGUAACUGUUAUUUCCAUGUAACUGAUGAGGAAAUUGACUCAGAGAGGGAAAAUGACUUACUCAGGGUCAUUCAUAGCUAGUUGAUGCAGAUGAAACAGAAACCCAGGAUGCCAAACUCUAAGGUAGGUAUAUGGGAUGAAAUGGUGAGGCUUUGCUGUAAAAAACCCCCUGAAUAUUAAAGGUCAGAUCCCAGAGGAAAAGUAAGCAACUUCAUGUAUUCUGCCAGCUAUAAGUGAAAUGCCUCAUACUUUUAGACAAUUGUCCCAAGAA